Messenger RNA from Cryptosporidium muris RN66, 1299 nucleotides. Its product is annotated as histone deacetylase hda2/rpd3p, putative. The coding region runs from base 1 to 1299 and encodes 432 amino acids. The record is from RefSeq and is a predicted model, not a curated record. Gene Ontology annotation, molecular function: histone deacetylase activity. Lineage: Eukaryota; Apicomplexa; Conoidasida; Eucoccidiorida; Cryptosporidiidae. The transcript has a single exon.
AUGGGUGGAAAAACUAGAAUCGCGUAUUUUUACGACGAAGAGGUAGGCAAUUUCCACUAUGGUUUAGGACAUCCUAUGAAACCCCAUAGAGUACGUAUGACUCACGACUUAGUAACCCAAUAUGGGUUAACUGAAAAGCUUGAUGUAAUGAUCCCAACUCCAGGUACUAGAGAAUCUCUAACGAGGUUUCAUUCAAAUGACUAUGUGGAUUUCCUCAGAACUGUAAACACUGACAAUAUGCAUGAUUAUUCAGAUCACUUAGCUAGGUUUAAUGUUGGUGAAGAUUGUCCAGUUUUUGAUGGAUUAUGGGAAUUUUGCCAGUUAUCAGCUGGUGGAUCUUUAGGGGGUGCUCAAUCUGUGAAUGAACUAGGUUAUGAUUAUGCUAUAAAUUGGGCUGGAGGUUUACAUCAUGGUAAAAAGCACGAAGCUAGUGGUUUUUGUUAUGUUAAUGAUUGUGUCUUAGGAGCUUUGGAAUUUCUCAAGUAUCAGCAUAGAGUAUGUUACAUAGAUAUAGAUAUUCAUCAUGGUGAUGGUGUUGAAGAAGCUUUUUAUACAUCUCCACGUUGUAUGUGUGUUUCAUUUCAUAAAUAUGGAGAUUAUUUCCCUGGAACUGGAGCUAUAAAUGAUGUUGGAGUUGAAGAGGGACUUGGAUAUUCCGUAAAUGUACCACUAAAAGAUGGUGUAGAUGAUGCCACAUUCAUUGACUUAUUUACUAAGGUUAUGACUCUUGUCAUGGAAAAAUAUAGACCUGGAGCUAUUGUAUUGCAAUGUGGAGCUGAUUCUUUAUCUGGGGAUAGAUUAGGUUGUUUUAACCUUUCUUUGAAGGGUCAUGGUUAUGCUGUUUCUUUUCUUAAAAAAUUCAAAAUUCCAAUGCUCAUACUAGGAGGAGGGGGUUACACUUUGAGAAAUGUACCUAAAUGUUGGGCAUAUGAAACUAGUCUUAUUGUGGAUACUUAUAUUGAUGAACAACUACCGAAUGCAUCUAACUUUUAUGGGUAUUAUGGUCCUGAUUUCUCCUUGGCUGUUAGAACAUCAAAUAUGGAGAAUCUUAAUUCAAAAAAGGACUGUGACAAUAUAAUACAACAAAUUUCUGAAAACUUUAGGGAAUUUGUUUUACCUGUAGGGGGUCACUUAUCAUGCUAUGAUAUUCCAGAUAAACUUCCAUUAUUAUAUAAUUCGGGAAUUAAAGAUGAAUAUAUAAAUGAUGGAGGUGAUCCUAGAAAUGACAUGCACACUGAUUUAAAGGAUGACAUGGAAGAUUUUCAUCAUGUAGAUUAUAAUGACAGAAAUUUAGGUUAA